This is a messenger RNA of Phoenix dactylifera (date palm), 3320 nucleotides long. Lineage: Eukaryota; Viridiplantae; Streptophyta; Magnoliopsida; Arecales; Arecaceae. The record is from RefSeq and is a predicted model, not a curated record.
UUUGGCAGAGGUAAACUAACCAAAAAAGAAAAAAAUAUCAUCUCUUUUUCUUAUGCCAACUCUUUAUUAGUUAUUUUCUCUCAGCAUGUUCUUAUCCACGUUUGUACCCAUUUCUUCCUUCAAUGAUGCUGUGCAGACGGAAAGAAGGGGAGAUUCUCUGUUUUGGGAUUCCGAAGUUUUCUUUAUCUCCUCAAGUGAGAGUAAGAUCUUUUUCCACUUCUUUAAGCUAAUUGGGAGUGCCUUCCCCUCCUAGAGGCAGCACAGUUGCAUCUCGAUCGCUUCUGUUCCUUCAUCUGUUCACUGGAGAGGACAAAGAUAAUUCAGAACAGCAAGCAAGGGAUCUUAAUGAAUGUUAGCAGGGGGAUCUGAGGUGGUGGUGUUGGUGAUCUGUUCCUGUUGAUGAUAUUUCUUCUCACGGGGGAGGUGGGUCUGAGAAAAAACCAUCUCUUUGGUGAAAGAGAUCCCUCUUCGGCCUGCAAUAUUCCAUCUGCUGGCUAAUAGGAUGUACAAAAUAUGCCUUGAUUUCACAUUGAUGUGAGUGAACAAUGGAGCGAGCAGCGAACAAGACUUGACCGGUUACUGUUCCCGUUCCUUUGGACUUUUAGGCUUUUUUACAGAGGGAGGAGAGGAGGAUGGCUUGCCUGCUGUAACAGUUUAUCUUGUACCGAUGACAAGAGAAGAGGCUGGAAGGAUGUCAUCUGGAAUCCAUCAGUCAGGUUCCUACAUUGUGACAAAACAAAAGAUGGUUGGAUUUGAGAGGUAUGAACCCUCUCUCUUGUUUGGUGAUAUACAGGAUACCCUCCUCUCUUGACCUACUAAAAGGCUUGGAUAGUUGGAUGCUGGAUGCAUGAAAAGGGUUGGAAUAUGAAAAGUGGAAGAAAAGGAGGAGCUGGAAAAGAAAUUCCCCAGACCGCUGCAGUAGAUCUGUAUCUCCUGAUGUCCUCCUUCUAGCAGUAGAUUAGGAGCAUCUUUUGCUUCUGUGUCUUCUCCUAGAGUCACUGUCAUCACUAUUCUUGCACUUAUCUCUUCAUUUCUCUCUGCCUUGCAUGGCGAUCUAUUUUUCACACAUGCACAUGGACCCCUGCUCACCAUCCCAUCGCUCCCUUGUCCUGUUUCUCUCUUCUGCUAACCUGGCAUUCUAGCCUUUACUGCUUCUCCCAUAUCACCACUCGAUUUUAUAGGAUAUUUUAGAUUCCUUCCUUUCAUUUACGUACCUGCUCCUAAGCUGAUAUCAAAUCAGUUUGCAUAUCAGGCACCAAAAUCCAAAAGCAAAACAUCUACAAAAGGACAAAAGAAGGUAUAAAGCCCUCUUCUCUCUCUCUCUCUCUCUCUCUCUCUCUCUCUCCCUCCCUCCCUCCCUAAGAUACUAUUGAGGGAUGGGGCACAGAGAAAGGGAGCUUUGUGAAUAAUGUCCCUACAUAGUCAAGUUGCCACUCCCAUACUAACAAUACUAUAUACAUUUAAUCUCUCUGCCUCAGGCAGAUCAUGCCCUGUCAAAGCAGCUGCAUUCUUAGAUGUUCGAUUAAUGCAAGGGACUGCAAACACCCCAAUCUCGCUUCCAUCUCCUUCCCAUGUUAUAUUUGCCUUCUCACUGGGCUCGUAACUCCACUCCACUCCUCAGCUUCACAACCUUUCCCUGCUGCUUGAAAUGCUCACCUCCUUGCAUUCGCAUACGGAUGAAGAAGAAGAAGGCGCACACCACCGCCACCCCAACCUUCAGAUCUUACCACAUGGACUGACCGCCCCUUCAACCCAUUCCUGCCGAUUGCUUAUCAGCUGCGCCGAGCUCAUCCACCGUGCCGACUACUCCGCCGCCCGCCGCAUUCUCUCCCUGCUCUCCAACAUCUCCUCUCCCCAUGGCGACUCCACCGACCGCCUUGUCCACCAAUUCGCUCGCUCCCUCUCGCUCCGCAUCGAUCGCCUCACCCAUCUCAUCUCCCCCUCAUUGUUCUCAGACAAUGAGGACACCCUCCAGUCCUCCUACCUCUCCCUCAACAAGGUCACCCCCUUCCUCCGCUUUGCUCACCUGACUGCCAACCAGGCCAUUCUCGAGGCCAUCGAUGGCCACCGAUCCAUCCACAUCCUGGACUUCGAUACCUCGCACGGUGUGCAAUGGCCUCCUUUCUUGCAAGCCAUUGCUGAGCGUUCCGACCCCUCCAGUCUACCCUCCAUCCGCAUCACCGGUACCGGUACCGGCCUUGACGUCCUCCGCCGAACUGGUGAACGCCUCCAAGCCUUCGCCAACUCUUUAGGCCUCAGAUUCCAAUUCCACCCCCUUUACCUCCCUACCGCCGAUCCUGAUGCUAGUGCUAGUCUGAAUUCUUCUUUCCAACUGCACCCGGGCGAGACCCUGGCCGUGAAUUGCAUGCUGUUCUUGCAUAAGCUUCUGAAGGACGGAAGCAGUGACGAUCCUGCAUGCAAGCUCGUGGCUUUCCUCCAUGCGGUCAAGGCGAUGAACCCAGUGGUGGUGACAGUUGCUGAGAGGGAGGCCAACCACAACUCGCCAAUAUUCUUGCGAAGAUUCAUGGAGGCUUUGGAUCACUACACAGCGGUUUUCGAGUCCUUGGAGGCUACGCUGCCACCCAAGAGCCCGGAGCGCCUCGAGGUGGAGCAAGUGUGGCUCGGGAGGGAGAUCGAAGACAUAGUUGGCAGGGAGGGGGAAGGGAGGAAGGAGCGGCACGAGCGGUUUGAAUGGUGGGAGGGUCUGAUGAGGGGUAGGGGGUUUUCGAGCCUCCCGCUGAGCCCAUUUGCACUGUCGCAGGCAAAACUGCUGCUCAGGCUGCACUACCCUUCGGAAGGUUACCAGCUUCCGAUGUCGAAGAACUCCUUGUUCCUGGGUUGGCAGCAUAAGCCCCUCUUCUCAGUCUCUUCUUGGCACUGAUCAUGCAGCAAUUCCAGGAAGAAAACCCAGCCGAUCUGCUUCAUUUGGUAGCUUUACUUCUCUCUUAUCUGUUUUUCAUUCUCUUUUUAUUUUUGGCGUGCGUUUUUCUUCUUUCAAUCAAGUGGGAUUUCCACAUGGAAAACAAAACCCCAGCUGGAAAUGAAGGCCCGAAGUAUAGAUACAUAGAUGGGUUGAUAUAGUAUAUAUGGGAUGUCUUUACUCCAAACCUAAACAUGAGUCUUCAACUCUACUUGAUGCUUUAUGAGCAUGAUGGUGCACAUUGCAUGGCAAAAUUUUGGAAGCAGUGAAGACAGAAGAAACUCAUGAGGUCUCGCCAGUCUUCUAGUUUUCUUUAUUGCUUCCCACAAUUUUGUCUUCUUUCAUAUACAUAAUUUUCCUUGUAAUCCUGCAAAUAUAUUGCAGUAUUUGAGAUUUCAAA